CUUAAUCUGAGAAGAGACAGUCCAAAGGAGGCUGAGACGCAACAUAAUUUCUCCAUACACUCAGAUGCUGUGUCGUAUUCUUAGGUCGGGAUGGACAUGCCAGUGAUUUUGUUGCUCACACUUUUGUCUGGGGAGUGUGUCACUGGUUUCACAGGGAAUGUUGCUCUCGGACUCAACGCUGUCCAGUCAUCCACAUUUGAGCACUUUACAACAGCCGAAAAGGCUACAGAUGGUAACAAAGAAUCAGACUACAAGAAUUUAUCAUGCAGUCACACUGGAAUUGAGAGAAAUCCCUGGUGGAGAGUGGAUUUGAAGCAUGUCUACAAUGUGACCAAUGUUACCAUCACUAAUCGUGGGGACUGUUGUGUGGAGCGAAUAGAUGGUGCUGAGAUCCGUGUUGGCAACAGCCUGAAUAACAACGGCAACAAUAAUCAGCUGGUUGAAGUAAUUUCAAGCAUCCCAUUGGGAGCCACAAAAACGUUUACAUUUAUGCCUACUAGUGGCCAAUAUGUCAACAUUCAUCUACCGGGGGAUGCUAAAAUUCUCACUUUGUGUGAGGUUGAAGUAUUUGCAGAGACUGAAGGCGCAGUGUCCACCAGGAAUGUUGCUCUCGGACUCAACGCUGUCCAGUCAUCCACAUUGGAGUCAUUUGCAACAGCCGAAAAGGCUACAGAUGGUAACAAAGAAUCAGACUACAAGAAGUUAUCAUGCAGUCACACUGGAGUUGAGAGAAAUCCCUGGUGGAGAGUGGACUUGAUGCAUGUCUUCAAAGUAACCCGUGUUAACAUCACUAAUCGGGACUGUUGUGUGGGGCAGAUAGAUGGUGCUGAGAUCCGUGUUGGCAACAGCCUGAAUAACAACGGCAACAAUAAUCAGCUGGCGGCAGUCAUUUUGAGCAUGCCAACGGGAGCCACAAAAACAUUUGUGUUUACACCUAUUAGUGGCCGAUAUGUCAACAUUUAUCUUCCUGGGGACUUUAAAGGUCUGACUUUGUGUGAGGUUGAAGUAUUUGCAGCUGAGACAGAAGUAUUUACUAGUGAGAUAAAAGAAGGAACACUGAGAACGUGGUGUGUGUAAGUAAGUGUAUGUGUGGACUGUAUGUAAAUUGCCUUAAUAAUUUAAUAAUAGAUUAAGUGGGAUGAGAUGA
Messenger RNA from Xyrauchen texanus (razorback sucker), 1147 nucleotides. RefSeq lists its product as uncharacterized. The record is from RefSeq and is a predicted model, not a curated record. Bases 91 to 1077 code for a protein of 328 amino acids. Lineage: Eukaryota; Metazoa; Chordata; Actinopteri; Cypriniformes; Catostomidae. The transcript has 7 exons.